Phyllostomus discolor (pale spear-nosed bat) is the source of this 2875-nucleotide messenger RNA. It is a transcript of the gene RELL1, whose product is annotated as RELT like 1. Bases 125 to 943 code for a protein of 272 amino acids. The transcript has 7 exons. Gene Ontology annotation, cellular component: plasma membrane. Lineage: Eukaryota; Metazoa; Chordata; Mammalia; Chiroptera; Phyllostomidae. Gene Ontology annotation, biological process: positive regulation of p38MAPK cascade. The record is from RefSeq and is a predicted model, not a curated record.
GGGUUGCCCUGCACUAGGGCAGAGCUUAAGCACUCCGUCCUCCAGCCACUUCCAGAGCCGUGCGGUCUACUCAAGCCCUGGACGAGGCGUCCCGGGGCGGGGAGGAGGACGAAGGGACCUGGCGAUGGCUUCGCGGGGACUCCCAGGGUCUGCCGUCCUCACCGCUGCUGUCUUUGUGGGAGGCGCCGUGAGUUUGCCGCUCGUGGCUCCGGACCAUGGUGGCAGCCGCACACUGCACUCCAGAGCAGAGACGACAGCGUCGCCCACGGACAACACUAAGAGCGGACACCCCGAGUAUAUUGCGUAUGCGCUUGUCCCUGUGUUCUUCAUCAUGGGUCUCUUUGGUGUCCUCAUCUGCCACCUGCUUAAGAAGAAAGGCUAUCGUUGUACGACAGAAGCCGAGCAAGAUGUGGAAGAGGAAAAAGUUGAGAAGAUAGAGUUGAAUGACAGCAUAAAUGAAAACAGCGACACCGUUGGGCAAAUUGUCCACUACAUCAUGAAAAAUGAAGCAAACGCCGAUGUUUUAAAGGCAAUGGUAGCAGAUAACACCGUGUCUGACCCUGAAAGCCCUGUGACCCCCAGCACUCCUGGGAGCCCACCUGUGAGCCCUGGGCCCUUGUCACCAGGUGGCACCCCAGGGAAGCACAUCUGUGGCCACCAUCUGCACACAGUAGGCGGUCCUGUCGAGAGGGACGUGUGUAGUCGAUGUAGGCACAAGCGGUGGCACUUCAUAAAACCCGCCAACAAGUCCAAAGAAGGCCGCCCAAGGCGUCAAGGGGAGGUCACCGUCCUCUCUGUGGGCAGGUUUAGAGUUACAAAAGUGGAGCACAAGUCAAACCAAAAGGAGCGGAGGAGUUUGAUGUCGAUGAGUGGGACCGAAAGCCUUAAUGGGGAGGUGCCAGCGACUCCUGUGAAGAGAGAUCCGAGCGGCACAGAGGAGUAGGAAUGACUUUAUUUGAAGAGUUCUAAAAGACUGAAAACGUAACGAGAGAUGAAGUUGCCCAAGAAAUAUUUUUUAUCUUUUACAUGACUGCUAUUCUGGAGUCUGCAGGCCUACGGGAAAAGCUGAAAGGAAAUCUUUCUGCUCUGCUGGAUACAGAAUUCAGCUGGCUUUGAAACAAGUUUUGGUUUAAAAAAAAAACCUGACAAAAAAUUUAUUAUUAUAUGUCCAGGGAAGAGAAGAACUGAUUUUUUAUCUUCCCAGCUACCUUCAGCCACUACCCCUUCCAGUCCUCCACCCCUGGCCUUCGUGUGUACUGUUCUUCCAGAAUGAUCACUGUGUACAGCGGAAUUACUUGUGUACAGUCUGAGCUGAUGCUCUGUGUGUGUGAGAGAGAGUCCACGUGUGUGUGUGUGUGUGUGUAUGCGUGCAAGUGCUUCUGUUCCCACAACCCUUACUUCCAAUUUUACACUGUUUGUAAGAAGAUCUACAGUUUAACUGUUACAAAAGAUAAAGAUGACUCUUGGGUGGUGGAAGGUCCUUGAAGAUAACCCAGUCUAGUCCUGAGACACUGACCUCGGCAGAGGUCACGGAGUCAGAUGGAACUGGCCGGUGGACCAAGGACCCACCAUGCCGUUCUCUUAGGUCACGUAUAAAAUAUCGAGAGUUCUUUUUUUUUCUUUUUAACUUGAGCUAAGCAAUUCUUGUUUAGCCCACGCAAGAAAGGGGAAAAUGGGUUAAAGUUACAAAACCCCAAAAAUACUUGUUUUGACAACCCAAGGUCAAAACAAAACAAAAAAUCUCCACUGUUUCUGGCAGGUGGGCCCGCCCCUCCCUCUGGCUUCUUUUCCCCGGUGCACUUGCUGUUUUGCAUCUGGUAACUAAUGCUGGUCAUUUACAAGAACCUUGGUGGUUACUUCCCCUCUGGGCUUGGAAAACCCUACUCUUUUUUUUUUUUUUUGCCUUAGAGUUUAUGAAACUCCUGACAGAAUGCAGAGGACGUUGGUGGCAGGUCUGGGCCGCAGGCUGGGAGGGCCUACGUGCAGGGAGAUCUCUGAGACCUGCCCGCUUCACGCUCCUUUUAUUUCAGAGAGGGAAGGCACAUUUCUCGUUUGGCUCCAGGAAGGUGAUUUCCAUUAAAAUGUAUCAGAAAGUAGUAUUUACUGGACAUAUGCUCAUUCCUAACCUUUUACAUGAAUGGGAGGUUUAGUUCAUGUUUGCACAGGGGACUAGAGGAGGUCAGUAUGGACACAAAUAUCACUGAGGUCCAAGAAGUAGCAAUGUAGGAAUUUGGGGGAUGUGAAUUAAUGUAAAUAAUAUAUGUGCGGUCUAGACCAAUAUUUUCAGUUUUAAAAGAAGAACACUUAUUUUGUUGUUGUUUAAAGAGUAUGCCCUCAAAAUGGUGAGGGUUAACAUGUAAGAUAUUCUUCAGCUUUAAGUAUUUUGUAACUUUAUUCAGGUCAGAGAACUUUUUUAAUAGCAAUACAACAGGCAAGAGAAUACCCAAAAAUAUUUAAAGUUGUAUAUAUACCAGUAGUACGUUUUAAAUAUUUUCUAAUACUUGAGCAGUUUUUGUCUGUCUUCCAAAUAUGCCAAAUGUUAAGCAUUCAAUAUUUUCAACACAUCAGCUUUCUACUGGUUUCUAUGAUCUAAUAAAUACUCCUAAGUGUUCCCAAAGCAACCGAUGUUUACAGGCCUCAUGUUUUCCCUUCUCCCCACCCAGGGGUCGGGCCCCGCCCCCGCAGGCGCUCACCCAAACACUAAUGACGGCCUGACCCCGGGGGUCGAGAAUGAGCUGGCUGCCACCUGGAUGUAAAAAUUUGUAAAGGAAAAUUUUCACCCUUUGAGUGUGAAGUGUAUUUUUAACUGUCUGGUUUGUACUUUUACGACUUUUGUACUACCAAAGCAGAGUUAAAAAUAAAAAUGUCAAAUGCA